GCGACGGCUCUGACAUGGCUUUGGGUUUGCUGCUGUUGAUCGCGCUGGGAACACUUAUCUUCUGGCUAUAUAGACUCAAUAGGGAAUACUAUGUGCUGGCCUUCUUUGCCAAGCGAGUGCGCACUAAGGAUGGACGACCCGUGGAGAAUAUAGCUCCGAUAUCUAAGGGAAAUACAAUCUUUGGCAAUUCAUUCGACUUGUAUGGCAUGGAGGACGUUGAAGUUUUUGACGAAGUGCACAAUUGCGCUCAGCGGCUCGGCUGCAGCUACUUGGAAUACGUAAUGGGCACAUCUGUUUACAAUGUAAUCGAUGCGGAGAACUUUGAAGCCAUUGUGAACGAUAAAGAACUAUUGACGAAGGGAAUUGUGUACGAUUUUGUGCAACCAGCUCUACGAUUAGGCCUACUGACAUCAUCGGGUCAAAAAUGGCAUUCGCGACGCAAAUUGCUCACGCCGACCUUCCACUUUAAUAUAUUGGAACAGUUUAAUGAGGUGUUCAAAGCUGAGAGCCUGAAAUUCGUGCAGCGAUUCGAAGGCAAUGCAGAGACUACCAUCUCUCUAAGUGAGCUCAUACCCAGAUUUACGCUCAACAGCAUUUGUGAAACUGCCAUGGGCAUCAAGCUGGAUGAUAUGGCUGCUAAGGGCGAUCGUUAUCGAGAGAACUUUGGCAUGAUUGAAAAGAGAUUCAUAAAACGAGCAGGCAAUCCCUUCUUUUGGAAUAAUACCAUCUAUAAUCUGUUCGGCCCAAGCGACGAAAAGCAAUUUCUAAAGGAAAUCCAUGAUUUCUCUAGCGAAAUCAUAGCCAAGCGCAGAGAACUAUUUGCACAGGAGAUUAAGGAUAAGAAAGACUCGAACACAGAAGAGGAAGAUAUCUACAUCAAAAAGAAACAACGAUUUGCUAUGCUGGAUACUCUAAUCAUGGCAGAAAAGGAUGGAUUGAUCGAUCAUGAGGGCAUUUGCGAGCAGGUGGACACACUUAUGUUCGCAGGUUUUGAUACCACCUCCAUUGCUCUUAUAUUUGGACUUAUGAAUAUGGGCAUUUAUCAGGACCAACAGGAGCUCUGCUAUCAGGAAAUAUGCGAGCAUAUAGCUGAUGACUUUAGUAAUUUGGACGUGAAUCAGCUGUCGAAGCUCAAGUAUUUGGAAUGUUUUAUUAAGGAAACGAUGCGCCUAUAUCCAUCAGCACCCUCUAUUAGUCGACAAACAACCAAGGAUACUGAGCUGUCAAAUGGUCUGAUUUUACCAGCUGGUGCUCAAAUCGUAUUGAACAUGUAUGAACUGCAUCGUAAUCCCAAGUACUGGAGCGCACCUGAGGAGUUCCAGCCCGAACGCUUUCUGCCCGAGAACAGCAAAGACCGUCAUACCUAUGCCUUCAUGCCCUUCAGUGCGGGCCAACGCAAUUGCAUAGGUCAAAAAUACGCAAUGCUCGAGAUAAAAACAUUCAUGACCGUUAUAGUUAAGAGAUUUAAGAUUAUGCCUGUUUUCGAUCCCAAGGAUUUGCGCCUAAGCCUGGGCAUCACAUUGGGCUUCAAAAAUAAUAUUACAGUCAAGCUAAUCAAGCGUAAUGCCUGA
This is a messenger RNA of Drosophila navojoa, 1571 nucleotides long. RefSeq names its product cytochrome P450 4p1-like. Lineage: Eukaryota; Metazoa; Arthropoda; Insecta; Diptera; Drosophilidae. The record is from RefSeq and is a predicted model, not a curated record. Gene Ontology annotation, molecular function: iron ion binding; oxidoreductase activity, acting on paired donors, with incorporation or reduction of molecular oxygen; monooxygenase activity.